Molecule: messenger RNA, 456 nt
Organism: Rhizophagus irregularis DAOM 181602=DAOM 197198
Lineage: Eukaryota; Fungi; Glomeromycota; Glomeromycetes; Glomerales; Glomeraceae
Source: RefSeq, a predicted model, not a curated record
GCAAAUUUGCUUUCAUUCAUUAUCUAUUAUAUUGCACAUUAUCCAAAUGUGAAAAAGAAAAUGUUAGAAGAAAUUGAUCGUAUAUUUAAAGGUGAUAAAGUGCGAUCAAUUAAUAAAGAUGAUUUUUAUAAUUUAAAAUACUGUGAAGCAAUUGUGAAAGAAGUAGCUCGCGUUCAUCCAAUUAUGCACAUGAAUAUAAGACAUAUCAAUAAGCCUAAUGAAAUAGCGGGAUAUCAAUGGCCAGCUGACACAUCGUUUCUAGUUGAUAUUAAAGCUAUUCAUAAUAGCGAUAAUUAUUGGAAAGAACCUAAUAAAUUUAACCCUGAUAGAUGGAUGAAUGAAAGUUUUGAGCCAAAGAAAAAUUCUUUUAUCAUGUUUGGUGGAGGAUUAAGAUUAUGUCCAGGAAGAAAGUUGGCAAUAGUUCAAUUAGUUUGUUUAAUAGCUUUAUUGUUUAGA